GUCAUGCCUCACUGCAACUUAAAAAAUUUUCUCAUCUUUGUCUCUUUGUUCCUGCCCUCUGCAAAUCCCCUCUCCUUCAACUUCUCAGGUUUCAAUCAGACAUCGGUAUCCUCUUCGAUAUUACUCCAAGAUGAUGCUUUCUUCAACCAGAACAUCAUGCUCAGCAAGAACAGCUUGGCCUCUAACAUCACAAACAGCAAAGGGAGAGCAGUAUACAAUCAACCACUCUUAUUAUGGAACUCAAAAACUGGCGAGCUCACCGACUUCAUCACCCAUUUCUCUUUCAGGAUCAAUUCCUUAGACAAAGAAUUCUAUGGUGAUGGCUUAACUUUCUUCCUCUCAUCUUAUCCUUCAAUUAUUCCUAAAUUUUCAGCAGGUGGCUAUCUUGGCCUAUUCAGCAAUAAUACAGCUUUCAACAAGUCGAAAAAUAAUCUUGUAGCGGUGGAGUUUGAUACUUAUCGGAAUUCUUGGGAUCCAAGCGCUGAUCACGUAGGAAUAAAUGUCAAUUCUAUCGUAUCGGUUACUAACGUUACUUGGAAUAGUAGUAUCAAAGAUGGGCGACUUGCGAAUGCUUGGGUCAGUUACAAUUCUAGUACUAAAAACUUGAGUGUGUUCUUGACUUAUGCUAAAGAUCCAGUCUUCAGUGGCAAUUCUAGCCUUACUUAUCAUGUUGAUUUGAGUAAAAUUCUUCCAGAAAAGGUAGCUAUGGGAUUCUCAGCUUCUACAGGUAAAGUAGCUGAGCUACAUGAACUCUUAUCUUGGGAUUUCAGUUCCAAUCUUGAAGAAGAAACGGAGGGAGCUAAGAGCAAGGUUGGACUUAUUGCAGGCUUGACAGUCUCUAUUGUAGUUUUAAUGACUGUUUUUGUUGCUGUCUGGUUUGUUCAUUGGAGGAAGGCAAAGCAAGAAGAUUCUGACGGUGAAAAUGAGUCCAUUGACGAUGAAUUUGAGAAGGACAAAGGACCUAUGAGAUUCACCUUCAAUGAGCUCGCAUCUGCAACGGACAAUUUUGCCGGAGAGAGAAAACUUGGGCAAGGUGGCUUUGGAGAGGUCUAUAAAGGAUUAUUGAACAAUGAGGAUGUUGCAAUAAAGAGGGUCUCUGCGGGGUCUAAACAAGGCAAGAAAGAAUACAUAUCUGAAGUCAAGAUUAUUAGCCGUGUAAGGCACCGAAAUUUGGUACAACUCGUAGGUUGGUGCCAUAAACAAAGCGAAUUCCUCCUCGUUUACAAGUUUAUGCCUAAUGGAAGCCUCGACGCUCAUCUUUACAAUCAGGAAAAGUUCUUACCUUGGCCGGAGAGAUACAAAAUUGCUCUCGGUUUAGCUUCAUGUUUGCUCUAUCUUCAUGAAGAAUGGGAGCAAUGUGUAGUGCACCGAGAUAUCAAACCAAGCAAUGUGAUGCUGGAUUCAGAAUUUGAAGCUAAGUUAGGUGAUUUUGGAUUAGCUAGACUUGUUGACCAUGAAAUUGGCUCUCAGACUACUAUGCUUGCAGGCACAAUGGGAUACUUAGCUCCUGAGAGUAUCGAAACUGGCAGAGCGAGAAAAGAAUCUGAUGUUUAUAGCUUUGGGAUAGUUGCACUUGAAAUUGCUUGUGGGAGAAAACCUGUAGAAUUUGGUAAGAUAAAGCUAUUAGAGUGGGUAUGGGAACUAUAUGGGAAAAGGAUGAUUUUUGAAGCUGCAGAUGAGAGAUUAAAGAUGGAUUUCGAUGAGAAAGAAAUGGAGCAGUUGAUGGUUGUAGGAUUAUGGUGUGCACAUCCUGAUCAUAUUCUAAGACCAUCGAUCAGACAAGCGAUAAGUGCUCUUAAGUUUGAAUCUCCUUUGCCAAAUCUUCCACCUUCGAUGCCAGUUCCAAGAUUUGUGGCGCCUUUGAUGCAAGAUAUUUUGAGCGGAUCGUCUGUUGCAGGUUCAAGUGGUAUGAGUUCUGGUGUCACUGGUUAUACUACAAAUUCUUCGAAUAUGACACAGUCUUCAGGUUCACCAUCCACUUUCUUGUUGCAAUCACACAAAUCAGAGACCUGAUACUUCUGUGAAGUGUGUGUGGGUUUUUUUUUUGGGUAUGUUUGUUCUCUCUUUGUUGUGCAUGUAUACAGUUUAGUUUUGAACAGUAAUUGAACCACUUGAUAUUUAGCAAUUUGUAUCGCCUGUAUUAUUUCAUAUGAUACACACUUUCUGGGUUUGUCGUAGUUCCAGUGUAUGAAGAAAAGGAUGUAAAAUUAGAUAUUGGGAAUGUU
Asparagus officinalis (garden asparagus) is the source of this 2225-nucleotide messenger RNA. Its product is annotated as L-type lectin-domain containing receptor kinase IX.1-like. Gene Ontology annotation, biological process: protein phosphorylation. The transcript has a single exon. Bases 4 to 2013 code for a protein of 669 amino acids. Gene Ontology annotation, cellular component: plasma membrane. The record is from RefSeq and is a predicted model, not a curated record. Gene Ontology annotation, molecular function: carbohydrate binding; protein kinase activity; ATP binding. Lineage: Eukaryota; Viridiplantae; Streptophyta; Magnoliopsida; Asparagales; Asparagaceae.